Messenger RNA from Nymphaea colorata (pocket water lily), 1248 nucleotides. RefSeq lists its product as uncharacterized. Gene Ontology annotation, biological process: proteolysis. Lineage: Eukaryota; Viridiplantae; Streptophyta; Magnoliopsida; Nymphaeales; Nymphaeaceae. The record is from RefSeq and is a predicted model, not a curated record. Gene Ontology annotation, molecular function: aspartic-type endopeptidase activity. The coding region runs from base 1 to 1248 and encodes 415 amino acids. The transcript has 3 exons.
AUGAAGGCCGAAGCGCCUCGUCCGUCCUCAGAGAGCGACAAGAUGAUGUUCGACGAGUACAGUGACAUUCAGGAUGGCAUCGACAUGUCCAUCCUCUACUGGAAGAGCGUCAAGAUCAAGCUCAACGAUAAGCUGUUCUUCAAGAUCGCAGACUUAGUUAUUUUGGUGGCGGUGGCGCUCUGCCUCGCUUCGGUGGUUGCUAUCCAUGAGCUCCCCAUGGAGCACCGCAAGCGCACUCCCAGAGAGUCCAAAAUGCUGCUCGAGUACAUGAGCAGAGGACCCCUCAUGACCAGAGUCAACAAGCUCCUCGCCAAGAUCUUCCCCUCCGAGCUCACUCCCAACAUCUACGCCUAUCCCGAAGUCAAGAUCCUCAACUACCUCGACGCCCAGUACUACGGACUGUCCCCCGCCUGCUAUCUCCACAAAUACUUCGAUUCCUCCAAGAGCAGCACCUACGUCUAUAACGGAACCCACUUCAACAUUACCUAUGGUUCAGGUGCAGUCUCUGGAUUCGUUGGUCAGGACUCCACUUGGGUUGCUGGUCUCGAGGCUAAAAAGUCUCUCUUCGCCCAAAUCACCCAGCUGCACGGCGUCAGCUUCCUCGCUUCCAAGUUCGACGGCAUUCUCGGCAUGGCUUGGCCUGCUAUUUCCGUCAACGGCCUGCCGCUGAUCUUCGACCUGCUCUUCCAGCAGGGCAAGGUUGAGUCUAACUCCUUCUCCUUCUACUUGACCAAAGUUGCAGGCCAGAACGGCUCUGCCUUGGUCCUCGGCGGCGUCAACCCCAAGUACUACACUGGAUCUUUCAAGUACUACACUCUGAAGAUGGACAACUACUGGUCGAUCGCCAUGGACGACAUCAUCUUCAACGGAACCAGCUACAAGGUCGGCAACAACCUCCUCGGCAUCGUCGACACUGGAACAUCCGUCAUCGUUGGCCCCACCAAGGUCAUCGAUAACAUGACCAAGGCAUUCGGCAGUGGAAAGCAGAAGCAAGUCGAUUGCGCCCAGGUCCCCAACCUGCCCACUCUUGACUUCGUCAUCGGCGGCGACAAGUACACCCUCACCGGAAAGGACUACAUCCUCGAGGUCGACCAAGGAGGAAAGUCCGUCUGCAUUGUGGGCUUGAUAGGCCUCGACCUUCCCCCCCAGCUCGGAGAGGCCUUCAUCGUUGGCGACAGCUUCAUCAAGACCUUCUACACCCACUUCGACUACGCUGGCAACAGAGUCGGAUUCGCAAGAGCCAUCUGA